AUGGCCGAUAGCUUUUCGCAGGGACGCAGUGGUCGCAAAUAUCGCUCCAAAAAGCAGAGGCCCUGCGACCUCUGCCGCUCGAGAAAGACACAGUGCAAGAUCUUGGAUGGCGAUGCUGUAUGCGAGCUGUGCAAAAGGCUGGACCGCUCAUGCACAUUUGUCUUGCACCCACUGAGGAAAGAGCGGCCCCUACCCGUUCACGGUGACGCUACGGAAGCGCAUGCGCAACCAGUCGUUCAGAGUCAAAAUGAGCUCGAGCUCGAAGAUGUUCAAGAAGAUCCUGCUCUAGCUCAAAUUCCUCGUCCGGAGCAUGGCGACUCUGAUACGGCCGCGGACGCAGCUUUAUCAACAUCAUCAUGGCCGAAUGCCGUCUCUCAUGACCUGGACUCUCCAUCCAAUCUAUUAGCCAUGGAAUGGUCCUCCAUGGACUUUUCUUUUGGUGUCUAUAACCAGGCACAGUCUUCUCAGACUGAUCAGACUGUGGACUCCCGAAUGAAGGGUGUACAUUACCCUCAGGCUGAACAACCUAGCGCCAGGAAUCCUGUAUACCAUCCCAACUCUUCACUUCCGCUUAAUAACACAUCUCCUUCUUAUGCUAAUAACUCAGCUGAACGGAGCAAUGAGGAACCCGAGCUUGGUGCUCCUGCAAAUGAGCCUAACGUGGAUUGCUUCUUCCGGGUUCAUAUGGACGGGCAAAAAUCAUAUCAAACUGUCGAUUGGCCAAUCGAAUUCUCCUUGGACUCUAGGAAAGGCUAUUCUAAUCAGGUAAUAGGUUUAUCCGGGGAGUCGGAUCCAUUCCUUCUCCGCUAUCACCAGUAUAAUAUGCACGAUACGUAUCCAAUGUUUAGACUGGAUUUUCGCAAUAUCAUGGGGGAUGAGAAGUUGCAGCCGCGGGCUGAAAAUGCCCGCCCUGGUCGAGCUGCGCUUCCUGUCGGUUACAUCCCUGUGCAGUUCGUUAUGACGGACGAGAUAAUAUGCGAAGAUGAUUUGAAAAAUGCAGAGGCGACAUAUUCGGGAUGCAAAACAGAGCCUGAUGACCUUGAACUGCUCAAAAAACUCGUGCCAGGCGAUUUGGGAGCGCGUCUACUAAAGCUAUAUGCUCGAUCUGUACAUCCACGUUUCCCCGUACUGUCUAUAACUGAUAUCAAACAAGACCUCGAAGGCCAUUGCUGCUCAAAGCUUCCCAUUGGUAUUAAAGCAGCCGUGUUCGCCUUGGCUACUCCUUUCAUGUUCUUGGACGAUGAAUUGAGCGUCUCUAAAGGAUAUCUCCAGCUUUCCACCACUGAACUCUGGGCUAUCGCAGAGCGUAGUUAUCUUCGCUGUAUUCGCAUCUCACACCUCUCAUCCCUACAACUAUGUCUUAUGCUACUCCAAAUGCCUCCUCGGAAUUAUGUCGUGGCAGACCCGCCUAGUACUUGGGCUCUGUCUUGCUCUGCUUUAUCUAUUGCCGAAAGCUUGGGACUCAACCUGGACCCAUCUAACUGGCGGCUACCGGCGAAUGAAAUCCGGUUGCGGAGGAGGUUGUGGUGGUUGACUUAUAUUCAACACGCCUGGCAUGCUGUAUUACUGGGUCGGCCAUCACACCUCAAUGAUGACAAUUGGGAUGUUUCGAGGCUUAUGAAUGAUGACUUUGACGUGAACGAGCAUUUAGACGAGGAAACUCAGAAUUCCAUCGAUCUGCAGAUCCCUAUUCUGCUUGCUCAGUGCAAUUUAUCCAUAAUUGCUGCCCAAAUUUUGAAAGAACUCUACACACUGAAAGCAGUGCGCGAAUCCCCUUCCUUGCAAGAAAUUCUAGCACGAGCUCAGUCGUUACGAGCAUGCAUUGAAACCUGGAGGCAGACUCUUCCCGUUCUCUCUGCGAAAGUGUCUGAUUUAGACGACGACGAUCUUGAACAAUGUGCCGCCCUGCGAUUAUCCCACUUGACUCUUGAAAUAUUAAUCUACCGAGCGCUCCUCCGCCAUCUAUCAUACCGAGCUAUAUCACAAGACGAGGGAACGAGGAAACCGAUUUCAACGAUUUUUGAAAAUAGCUUCAUCUGUUCCAAACUAGGCACCGAGAUUGUCAACUCUCUCAAACCAAGGCAUUUUGCAAAUUUUUGGCCUCAAUAUACCAGAUAUCAAUUGUGCUACAUAUCGAGUCUCAUUUCACUAAGUUUCGCUCAGUCGCCAACCACAGGAAUUGCUCACCAAAGCAAAGUUAUCCUCGGCAAAUGGAGAGAUAUUUUACGUUCUCAAGCGCAAGCGUGGCCAUUGGCCAGACUGGCCACAAUGAGGUUAGAUGCUGUGUUUUGGAAGGGUUUGUCUGCUGUCAUUCAUGGGACCGGCCCAGAGAGUCCGGCAAUGACACUACUCAAGGAACAAGACAUGCAACUUUCCAGAAAUAGAAUUUCACAAUAA
Molecule: messenger RNA, 2397 nt
Organism: Lachnellula hyalina
Lineage: Eukaryota; Fungi; Ascomycota; Leotiomycetes; Helotiales; Lachnaceae
Product: putative transcriptional regulatory protein
Exons: 4
Coding region: 1-2397 (798 amino acids)
Biological process (GO): DNA-templated transcription
Cellular component (GO): nucleus
Molecular function (GO): DNA-binding transcription factor activity, RNA polymerase II-specific; zinc ion binding; DNA binding
Source: RefSeq, a predicted model, not a curated record